Molecule: messenger RNA, 1355 nt
Organism: Verticillium alfalfae VaMs.102
Lineage: Eukaryota; Fungi; Ascomycota; Sordariomycetes; Glomerellales; Plectosphaerellaceae
Exons: 1
Coding region: 111-1355 (414 amino acids)
Source: RefSeq, a predicted model, not a curated record
UGUACUGAACUCAAUAAGAACCGACUUGUACCGCCCCUGGAGAACUGAUAUGCUGCAUCACGAAUAAGAACACCUUGGCAUCCUGGGCUCACGCCUGCCCCCCCGGUACAAUGAACCGCCUCUCCAGCCGCGUGUCCCCCGCGCCAGCCGCCAUCCCUCACCUCUCAACGGCUCCCAUUCACACAUCCGCCCCCUGCCGUGCCCAACGCAUCUAUCCAACAAACUACACGCCAAAAGGCAUCGGUCUGUCUCCCAUCAAACCCCGCAAGCCGGCGCCGCCUCCCCCGGGCUGGACCCCCUUCGCCAUCUCCAACCUGCUCCUCGAUCUCGACGCCUACGAGAGCCGCUACGUCCGCCCCUACGAUGACGCGGCCGACGACGCCCGUCAGAAAGCCGCCUGGGCCGCGCACCCGACCCGUGACGCCCUCAAGCAGGCAGCCCGCGACUUCUCCCCCGAGUUCCGCCGCGCCAACUUUCUCUUUGCCGAGGCCCACGGUGCGAGGUCCUCGCGCAAGUGGCGCGUCGGCGAGCUCGACCUCUUCGCCGGUGCUCUGCUGGGCGUUCGGCCGGCGAAGGAGGACGCCAGAGCGUCGGCAGCAGCUGCGGGAAAGAGGCCGUCGGCGGUCGAGGAGCUCGCCAUUGUCGUCAAGCAAAACGCCAUUCCCUCGAGCGCCGCGCAGGGCGAGCGCCUGCUCGAGUGGCUGCUUCACCGCCAGGCGCAGCUCGACGAGACGCUGCCACCUGACGCAGCCGUUCUCGAGAGCCGCAUCGAACCGCACGAGACGACAAAGCUUGGUACUGAGACCAGCGGUAGCAGCGGUAAUGCCGCUCAGCAGCGACCUGAGUGGUCGGGUUUCUUGUCAUGGAAGAGGCUCGUCACAGCAAUUUUACAGACGGAGACGGGAGUCGCCAUCCUCGCCAAGAGAAAGGAGGAGCUGGCGAGGACGAUGGAAGGGUUGCUUACGCCCGCGAAUGCACUGGACCAGCUCGUCUUCCUCAACAACCUGCAUGCGAGAUUUCAUGCCGACGGCGUCGAGCUGGGCCCUCAUCUCUGCAGCGCAGGGCUUGUGCUAGCCGCCGAGGCUCGACAAGGUCGCGCGCUGACGCGGUAUCUUAGCAUUGGUGCUGGCAGUGGCUACUGGCAAGCAUCGAGGGAGGGGGCAUCGGCUACGAUUCCGGAUCUGAUGCUGCAGAAUCUGAGGGCUGUGCUCGUCAAGGCCGAUGAUGGCAGCAUUUCAUUCGACGACAGUGCAUCGAAGCUUCUGGUUGCACUCGAUAGCGACGCCGCCGUUGCUGAUUCUUCCAUAGAGCAGGACGCGCCCGCAGGCCGCCAGCCGCAGGCAGCGAGUUCAUGA